AUGAGAAUGGCUCGUGGAAGAGGUAGAGGUGGGCCAAUGCGGGGAGGCAUGCGUCCCGGACCAAGACCAAUGCCCCAUGGCGUCAAACCUAUGUACCUUCCUCGUCAUCCUUUCGACUUGGCCUUAUGUGAACCAACUUUUCCUCGUGUGAAGCCGAUGGCAGAUGAGACCGCGUUUACAAAUGCAUUGAUGAAACGCAAUCAGGAACUCAACCCAACUCAGAAAGAACACACUGCUGUCUUAAACUUGGUGACGAAACUUCAGGCAGUCCUUGAUAGAAUUGUCAUUACCCCAGGUUCAUUUGAUGCUUGUCAAAUUGAUGAAGUGCGAGAAGUUGGUUCAUACAAAAAGGGCACCAUGAUUACUGGUCAUAAUGUUGCUGACCUUGUGGUCAUAUUGAAGACUUUACCAACAAGAGAGGCAGUCGACAAAUUUGCCCAGAAAGUUCAUGAAGAUGUUAAAACAGCAUGUGGACGUGAAGCUGUCAAUAUGGCUAUUACUGAGAGAGGUUUUGAGCUCUCAAAGGACGGUGCUACAGUGCGUAUACUGGUGACUACAAUUCUUCCAAAUAUUCGUAAACUCAAUCCUGAGUUGCACUUGGAUGCAAAGAUUAUACAAAGCCACCUAGCAGCUGUUCGUCACAGCCGCUGGUUUGAGGAAAACGCUCAUCACUCAAGCAUCAAAGUCCUGAUUCGUUUGUUGAGAGACCUUAGAAAACGAUUUGAAGGACUUGAACCUUUAUCUCCUUGGAUGUUGGACCUAUUGGCUCACAAUGCAAUUUUAAACAAUCCUGGCCGCCAAGCCCUUCCAAUCAACAUUGCUUAUCGGCGAUGCUUACAGCUCUUGGCUGCAGGUCUAUUUCUACCGGGAUCAGCAAGCAUCACUGAUCCCUGUGAAAAUAACAACAUGCGGGUACAUACUGCAAUGACUUUAGAGCAGCAGGAUCAAGUUUGUUUAACAGCUCAAACACUUCUCAGAGUUCUCUCUCAUGGUGGUUACAAACGGAUUUUAGAAGGAAAUUCCCCGGAUAUCACUUCAGACACCUCUGUGUGGGAAGACGUUGUUGUUUCACCACUAGAAAAAGCGUAUGAGAAGCCUCCAGAGAAGAAAGAGGAUGAAGACAUGGAAGAUGCACCGGCUGAAGAAACCAUGGAAACUUGAAAAGACUGUAUGGAUUGUCGUUUGUGUAACCAAACAAGUGUGUUAUUCUUUCAUUUUGUUUUAUUGAAUUUUAUGUUUAUCAACAUAGUUUUUGUUGAACUAAGUACUAAGCUAGUACUUGCCUGCACAAUGUUGCACCAACAUUUUUAUUUUUUCACUUGUGUUCUUGUACUCACAUUAUUCAUUUUUUCAGUGAGAUCCAUAGUUUGAGUAUUAAACCUGUAGUCACAUCCAUCAAUCAUUAUUUCUGUAUUUGUUCUUGUCAGAGUACAAUAUUAUGAAAGUAUGAAACUUCAGCUAUCAGUGGCAAAUUUUGAUCAGUGUUUGUCGUGAGGGAAUAAAACAAAGCACUAUGUACAAAAAGAUUUAUGUGGUUGAUUAUUAAAAAAUUUUGUAUUCUCA
Molecule: messenger RNA, 1563 nt
Organism: Thrips palmi
Lineage: Eukaryota; Metazoa; Arthropoda; Insecta; Thysanoptera; Thripidae
Product: interleukin enhancer-binding factor 2 homolog
Exons: 8
Coding region: 1-1161 (386 amino acids)
Source: RefSeq, a predicted model, not a curated record